This is a messenger RNA of Perognathus longimembris pacificus (Pacific pocket mouse), 762 nucleotides long. Its product is annotated as rho GTPase-activating protein 20-like. Bases 166 to 762 code for a protein of 198 amino acids. The record is from RefSeq and is a predicted model, not a curated record. The transcript is spliced from 6 exons. Gene Ontology annotation, biological process: signal transduction. Gene Ontology annotation, molecular function: GTPase activator activity. Lineage: Eukaryota; Metazoa; Chordata; Mammalia; Rodentia; Heteromyidae.
ACAGUAAUAGCAAGAAACUCAGAUACAGUGAAGGACGUUAUCAGCAAGUCACUAUCAAGACUAGGAAUAAGUGGCACUGAGAGUGACUACCAGCUUUGGUACGAUUCCGGCAAUGGAGAAGCCCCGUUUGCCUUCCUUGGGCAUGAAAAUCCCUAUGUGAUUAAAAUGAAUCAAAUUGGAGAAACCGCAUUCAUGGCACGAAGAUCACGACAACAUGACACUCAUUUUGUGGAAGAGGAUCUCAUGGAGCAGUCGUAUCCACCCAUGGGAACGCGGUUCAUUCUGAAGCCAAGGCAGCCAGCCUGUGGCCAGCAAGCUAACAAUUCAGAGCAGAAGAAGGAAGGCAGGGGAAGAUCUUACCUCAAUUGGCUUUUUGGGCGGCGGUCCAGCACAGCCAAGGAGAAGCCACCUGUGAAAUCUUCACCUCCACAGUCAGGCCUGCUCUUUGGGGCUCCCUUGAAGGCUGCUUGUAAGAAUGGCAAUGUGCCCUCCCCUAUUCUGGACAUGAUUGCCUUCAUUAUGCAGGAGGGCCGACUCACAGAGGGCAUCUUCAGAAAGUCAGGCAGUGUCAGAGCCUGCAGAGCCCUCAAAGACAGACUCAUUGGUGGAGAACCAGUGGACCUGCACGAGGAGUCUGUUCAUGUGGUGGCUUCGGUGUUAAAGAUAACUGCUAUGCUGAUAAUGGUUGCCAGUGCUGUGCUAGGACAGUAUGAAUGUAUUCGUAGGGAUAAAAGUAACGAGUGGGAUACUGCCCACUUGUAA